AUGUGGUUAAGUAACUUCUUUACUAAAACAAAAAGCAAUGAAUGUGAGGACAGCAUUGACAAAGAUAUCGUUGACGAGGAAUCAAUUAAUAAUCCAUCAAACCAUGAAGAGGAACCAGUAAUUAAUGAUUUGAAAAAAAGAGUUGAACGCGUAAAAAUAAUAUACGCAAAAUUACAAACAUUACAAAAUAAACAAGAUUUAAAUUUAAACAACUGUAUAAAUACCGUGCAAGAAAAAAACGUCCAAUACACGUCUAUGAAUGAAAAUGAAAACAAUUUAGAAAUAAAUAAUUGUAAAAUAGAGGAUGUCCUAAGUAUUAUACCAAUUAUAGAAACAAAUCUACAAACACUCACUGAAAAAGUGUCUUGUUUAUCUGGCUUAAUUGAUGCAAAACAGCUCAAUUCUAAAAUAGAAACUGACCAAAAUAUUAUUACAAACAAUUCUGAUAUAAAUAAUGUUUCAAACUCUGUAAACAAGUCGAACAGCAUUGAGGAUAGAAUGACACUGUCAAUUAGUGAUACUUUACUGGGAAUAGAUUCUAAAGAAAAUAUAAAAACGCUUGAAAAUAAACAAAGUGUUAAAAUAAAAGAAAAAGAAACUGAUCAAAACAAACAAAUAACGGAUAAAGAAAACGUAUCUGAGUACAGUGUUAAGUCAGUUGACCAAUUGGCCAAUUUAGAUAGCCAAUUAGAAUCAUUUUUUAAAAAUAUACAGUCAGCUCUGACUCAAUACAAAAUUGACCAAAUACAAGAAAAAUUGGAAAUCAUGGAUAAUCUAUCCAGGCUGGAGAAUAAAAUUAACAUUAACUAUACGAAAAUGGAUAAAUUAAUGUCCAAUGUUGAAAACUUUAGUAAAAUAAACGAUCCUAUUAAACAAGUCUUUAUGAAAAACCAAUCAAGUAGCGAAGAAAUAGAAAAAAAAUAUUUACUGCAAAAAAGUAAAGACGAUAUCAAAGUUUGUGUUGAUAACUUUAUAAAACCAAAUCCUAAUAAUUUGAAACAAAUGCAAUCAAUUAUUACUUCUGAUAAUUCAAUCACGAACACAGAUAUUAAUAGCACAUGUAAAAUGAAUCGAUGUGUUUGCCAAUUAAUAGAUAAUAUUAAUGCUGCUAGUACACAAAUAACAAAUUCACACGAUGAUAAAAAUCAAAUAAAAUGCGAUGGUAUUAUUUUAUCUGAAUUUUUAAAAACAAAGCUAAAUUUUGAAAGGAUUGAAGAAGACAAUUUUCAAUCCAAAAUACUACAAUUAAAUCAGUUAACGAAUCAAAUCGACGACAAAAAAAAUAGCUAUUUAUCAGAAUGUUCAAAAAAAUCAAAUCGCCUUUCAAAUAGUUGUGAUGUAAAUCAGAUCAAUGACCAAACAACUAGCCAUUUGUCAUUAUGUUUAAAAACAUCAAAUCUUAUAAAAAAUAAUGGUGUCACUAAAAAAGAUGAAGAACAAAAUAUUAAACGUUUAACCGUGUGUCAUAAACAAUCCAUUCAUAAUUUUUUUAAAAUUGGUAUUGAAGACGACACAAAAUCAAAUCAACCGAUUACAAAGGAAUCAGUUGGUGAAGAAUGCAAUAUUUGUGAUUUUCUUUCCUCUCAGCCAAUUCCAAAUUGGAUAAGACUAAACGAGAAUGUCGUUGCAUCAGAUAGUCUAUGCGAGAAUGAUGAUAAUAAAUUAUCAACAACAAAUUGCAAUUUAAAUGUCAUGAAGUGUUAUAAUAUUGAACGAAUAAUAAAAGACAAUCAUGACAAAAAUAAUAGAAAUAAUAUAGUUUACGAAAUUAAACGGAAAUCCGAACUUUUUUCAUAA
Melanaphis sacchari is the source of this 1797-nucleotide messenger RNA. Its product is annotated as myb-like protein D. Lineage: Eukaryota; Metazoa; Arthropoda; Insecta; Hemiptera; Aphididae. The record is from RefSeq and is a predicted model, not a curated record.